AUGGUAGAUAUCAAACCAGAGCAGACGCAGGAGGGGAACAACAAUGACCAUCUUGUUCAGUCGGACGACCCUGAACAUCCAGCAAACCUCAUUCCGGAGCUAUGCCGGAAGUUCUACAGCCUUGGAUGGGUAACUGGUACAGGUGGCGGAACUUCCAUCCGUCGUGGUGAACACAUCUUCAUUGCCCCCUCCGGCGUACAAAAGGAACUUAUCAAACCCAAUGAGAUCUUCGUUCUCUCCUAUCCGACCCCCAAAUAUCCUCCCUCGGCCCGUAAAUACAUCCGCAAGCCUUCUGCCCUGAACCCUUCAGCCUGUACACCCCUCUUCCUCGCUGCCUUUGACCGCGUUGAGCGAGAGAAGGGCAAGUCUGGUUGCUUUGAAAUCAGCAACAUCGAACAGAUCAAAGGUAUUCCCAGGGGCAAGGGUAAAGGCAUGCUGGGCUUCUUUGACACACUCAAGAUCCCAAUUAUCGAGAAUACUGCAUUCGAAGAGGACCUGACUGAGAGCUUGGAGAAGGCUAUGGAGGAAUAUCCAGAUACGUAUGCUGUUCUUGUCCGAAGACAUGGAAUAUAUGUCUGGGGUGAUACUCCUGCCAAAGCGAAAACACAGUGUGAGAGUCUAGAUUAUCUCUUCCAGCUAGCUGUUCAGAUGCACGCCCAUAGUCUACCCUGGGUGGUCAAUGAAUCAGCGUAG
Messenger RNA from Microsporum canis CBS 113480, 693 nucleotides. Its product is annotated as class II aldolase/adducin domain-containing protein. NCBI's taxonomy places the organism in Eukaryota, Fungi, Ascomycota, Eurotiomycetes, Onygenales, Arthrodermataceae. Gene Ontology annotation, cellular component: cytoplasm. The transcript has 4 exons. Gene Ontology annotation, molecular function: methylthioribulose 1-phosphate dehydratase activity; metal ion binding. The record is from RefSeq and is a predicted model, not a curated record. Bases 1 to 693 code for a protein of 230 amino acids.